Messenger RNA from Vanderwaltozyma polyspora DSM 70294, 1869 nucleotides. It is a transcript of the gene AFR1, whose product is annotated as Afr1p. The record is from RefSeq and is a predicted model, not a curated record. The transcript has a single exon. NCBI's taxonomy places the organism in Eukaryota, Fungi, Ascomycota, Saccharomycetes, Saccharomycetales, Saccharomycetaceae. The coding region runs from base 1 to 1869 and encodes 622 amino acids.
AUGCAAAAUCAAUACACUCACCAUCGUGAUACAUUGAAAGAGGUUGGGAUUAGUAAGAAAAAUAAUUUUUACUCUUUACACAAUUCUUCUAAUGCAAGUGUCACUUCCUUAGGGGCAAGGUCAGAUUCAGUAUCUGAUCUUUAUAGACUCCCACAGCAACAUUAUUUAAAUAGAGGAAGUUCUGUAAAGAAAAGACCAAAUUCCCCUGGUGAAAAUCCUUACCCAUUGUCAAUUCCUAACGUUGGCACAAGUAUAAAUUUACCACUAAUAUCCGAUCCACCUUCGUCAAACUCCCCCUCCAUCAACAAAAACAACAACAUUAAUAACAUCAAUAAUAAUAAUAAUAAUAAUUAUAAUAACAACAACAACAAUAAUAAUAAUAAUAAUAACAGCAAUAAUAAUAAUCCAAAUAUAUCAUCGCAUCAGCAUUUGCAUUCACCACAUCAACAUAAACAACUCACUCCAUAUCAAAUACAAAGAAGAAAAAUGAUGAGAAGUUUUCAAUUCCCAAAUGGUGAGAAUUUUACUCCUAGAAGAGAAAUCGCUGGCCUUUCAAGAUCGAAUAGUAUGACUAGUUUAUCAAAGGAAAGGAGAUUGGCUAGAUCUCCAUCGCAAAGACCAAUUUCGAUGGUUUGUUCUGCUUCAAUGUCCAAUUUACGUGAACCAUACCGCCAGCCACAUAGCUCAUUUCAUGGUCAAACUUCUUCACCAAGAAAUUCACCUGUUCAAGCGGAGAGAAGAAAUAGGCCAUAUUUAGUUAGCAAUUCUCCUUUGUAUGCUAAAAAAGAGAACACUAUUACCAAUCCUAAUGGUCUUCCAGCUCUAUCGCGCCAAACCUCACAAGUAGAAUCAACCAUCUCUAGUACAAGCACAUGUGAUAAUAGUGACGCAGGCAGUUUUAUUAGCAAUAUAUCAUCAAGUAUUUCAAGUACCCUUUCAAGAUCAAUGUCAAGAUCAAAAUCAAAUUCAACUUCCAAAAUUAAUUCAUUUUUCAAGAAGUUAUUAGGUAAGAAAGAUAAAUCGGGAUUACACGCAUCAACGAGCUCUGUAUCUCUGGCUUCUACUGACACACUGAGCACCAACACUCCUCGUAAUAAUAUACAUUCGCAGACUGUUAUUCCACCAGAAGAGAUCAGAAAAGCAUCGUCUAAAAGUGAAGUACCUUCAGAUGUAUCGUUUGAAAGAAAAAUAUCUCUAUUGGAAAUUACAGAUGGGAAUUUUCUGAAUGGUGUCACUAAAGAAAUUGAAGAAAAAAAUGAAGAUGACUUGCUCUUAGAUAUUGAUCUAGUGUUCGAUAAUUUGUUACUGAAAACUGAACGCAUUUCUCCUAAUUCUUCGAGAGAAUCAUCGCCAGCCUCCACCAUUUCAAAAGAUUCCAAUGAACAAGAUAUUUCAAGGAAUGUAAAUUCGAGCACCCAUAUGAUGACAUUGCCUCCAAGAUCAACAAAUAGGCCACAACUAAGUAAUAUUCAAUCAGCAAUGAAAUUCUAUAACCAUUCGCAACAAGAUUGUAUUAAUAAUAGAGAUAUUCUAGACCGUUUAAGUAAAGAAUGGGCCGUUGUCUGUGUUGACGAUGUGAGCACAUCAUCGAUUAGCUCAUUGUCGCCUUCUAUUGUCUCAGAAGCCACAUCUGAUGAAUCGAAGAUACGCAAAUCAUUCAGAUUUUCUAAAGAAGUUCAUGUCAGCAAUACUUGGUCUUCAGUUGAAUAUGAGAGAUCUGACAGAUCAUUCCGCAAUAAUCAUCGUAGAUUAUUGCAAAUGCAGAAUAAACGCUAUGUCGAGGCAAUCAAAAGUGAAUUGAACAGUUUCAAAAGAGAUGAGAUGGUUGUUCAUGAAAAUAGCAUUCAAAAUACCCAUUAUUUUCCAUAA